GCUGCCCUUUUCGCAAUUGAUACGCUAUUCGAAGAAGGUUCUUAUAAAAGAACUCCAAUAUUUAUUUCAGGUACUAUUGUCGAUCAAUCUGGCCGUACUCUCAGUGGUCAAACUGGUGAGGCCUUUGUGGUUAGCGUUAGUCACUCUCAUCCUUUAGCCAUCGGAUUGAAUUGCGCCUUAGGUGCUGAGCAAAUGCGCCCUUUUAUUCAAAAUAUUGCAAAGUUUACAAGUUCAUUUGGUCUUCCAAACACGUUUGGUGAAUAUGAUGAAUCUCCUUCAAUGAUGGCUGCAAAAGUUCAAGAAUUCGCUCGAGAUGGUCUAGUCAACUUAUUGGGUGGUUGCUGUGGUACCACACCUCCUCACAUAAAAGCCAUAGUAGAUGCUUGUUCUCAUUACAAGCCUCGAGUUCCACCACCUGAUGUUCGUUUGGAAAAUAUGUUAAUAUCUGGUUUGGAAGUCCUGAAAAUUAGCAAAGAAUCAAACUUUGUUAAUUUAGGUGAAAGAUGUAAUGUAGCUGGUUCGAGAAAAUUUUGUCGUCAUAUUCUUAACGGUGAAUAUGAAGAAGCUAUGACAAUUGCAAGAGCUCAAGUUGAAAAUGGUGCUCAAGUUAUUGAUGUUAAUAUGGAUGAAGGAAUGUUGGAUGGGAAAGCUGCAAUGACUAAAUUUUUGAAUUUAAUUUCUUGUGAUCCUGAUGUUGCUAAGGUUCCUAUUAUGGUAGAUUCUUCAAAUUUUGAAGUUAUAUUGGCUGGAUUAAAAUGUGCACAAGGAAAGUGUAUAGUUAAUAGUAUCAGUUUAAAAGAGGGUGAAGAAGAUUUUAUUAAAAAAGCAAAGAUUAUUCGAAGAUUUGGUGCAGCUGUUGUUUGUAUGGCCUUUGAUGAGGUAGGUCAGGCUGAUCUAAAAGAUCGUAAAGUGGAAAUAUGUACGAGAGAAUAUAAGAUCUUGACAGAAGUUGUUGGAUUUAAUUCUAAUGAUAUUAUUUUUGAUCCAAAUAUUUUGACAAUUUGUACGGGUAUGGAAGAGCAUAAUAAUUACGGUGUGGAGUUUAUUGAGGCUACUAGAGUAAUAAAACAAACAUUACCUGGUGCAAAG
This is a messenger RNA of Dentiscutata heterogama, 1089 nucleotides long. NCBI's taxonomy places the organism in Eukaryota, Fungi, Glomeromycota, Glomeromycetes, Diversisporales, Gigasporaceae. The record is from the annotation of a GenBank genome assembly.